Molecule: messenger RNA, 3462 nt
Organism: Cyclopterus lumpus (lumpfish)
Lineage: Eukaryota; Metazoa; Chordata; Actinopteri; Perciformes; Cyclopteridae
Gene: coro1b
Product: coronin, actin binding protein, 1B
Exons: 11
Coding region: 539-2056 (505 amino acids)
Biological process (GO): cell migration; actin filament organization
Molecular function (GO): actin filament binding
Source: RefSeq, a predicted model, not a curated record
CAGUCUGUCAGACAGGAAUCCGGAUGUAGACGGACCGUCUCCCUCUUGACCCCCCUGGUGUCUUUGAUAUAUCCUGCCAUAGGCGGAAGUGUCUGGGAUUCUGCUCUGCUCAUCAAAUUGGUGGUUUGCGAAGGGAGACGGGGCGAACACUAACGUAGUCCUGCGACCCGGUCUGCACUCGGUCCUCCGACUCCCUCCAGCGUCGCUGUGCAUCGUUUAGCGUCGCUCUGUAUCGGCACGGGACAUGCGCGGUCAGGUUCGGCUUGUACUACACCAGACGUGCGCAAUUAUUGACGAACUAGCGCGAGGACAGAUGAGUGUUUGGUGAUAGUACGGAUGCGUGUUUAUCUCUAAUGGACGUGUUUUGUUAUAGCUCUGCGCAAUCAACGUGAACGCCUGCCGUGACACAGUAGAGGAUUAAGUUACUGCUGCUGGCGGUGGAUUAUUUUUAUUGGCCUCCUCCUGUCACGCCCGAGUCUUUAGGGAUCCUUUUUUUUCUUCUUUCUUUCUUCCAUUUAGGAGAAGUCGAAAGCCAGACAUGUCUUUCCGGCGCGGUGUCGUCAGGCAGAGCAAGUUCCGCCACGUCUUUGCCCAGGCGUGGAAAGCCGAGCACUGCAUCGACGACGUGAGAGUGUCCCGCGUGACGUGGGACACCGGCCUCUGUGCGGUCAACCCCAAGUUCAUCGCCGUCAUCAUCGAAGCCAGCGGCGGAGGGGCCUUCCUCGUCGUUCCGAUCAGCAAGAGCGGCAGAAUCGAUCAGACGUGUCCCACGGUGUGCGGCCAUGCGGGGCCGGUGCUGGACAUCCAGUGGUCUCCUCAUGACGACAACAUCAUUGCAAGUGCCUCAGAGGACUGCACCGUAAAGGUGUGGCAGAUCCCAGACGGGGGCCUGACGAGCCCAAUGACUGAGCCCAUUGUGAACCUCGAGGGACACAGUAAAAGAGUGGGAAUCCUGGCGUGGCACCCAACUGCUUUCAAUAUCCUCCUGACUGCAGGCUGCGAUAAUGUGAUUUGUGUGUGGAACGUGGGCACGGGGGAGCUUGUGUACCAGCUGAGUGAUGCCCACCCAGACCUGAUUUACAGUGUCGGCUGGAACAAGGACGGCAGUGCUGUCUGUACUGUCUGCAAGGACAAGGCUCUGCGUGUCAUCGACCCGCGAAGGGGCACCGUCCUCAAGGUGAAGGAGAAGGUCCAUGAUGGCACCAGGCCAAUGAGAGCUGUGUUCCUCUCGGAUGGGAAAAUCCUCACAACAGGCUUUAGCCGUAUGAGCGAGAGACAGAUGGCCUUGUGGGAUACGAAGGAUCUCUCUGAGCCAAUGGCAGUCCAGGAGAUGGAUACAAGUAACGGGGUCCUUUUACCCUUUUACGACCCUGACACAAACAUGGUCUACCUGUGUGGAAAGGGGGACUGCACCAUCCGGUAUUUUGAAGUGACGGACGAGUCCCCGUAUGUUCACUUCCUCAGCUUGUACAGCAGCAAGGAGCCCCAGAGAGGUGCAGGCUUUCUUAGUAAAAGAGGUGUCGAUGUCAACAAGUGCGAAAUUGCCAGGUUCUACAAACUGCAUGAAAGGAAAGUGGAACCCAUUUCAAUGACUGUACCACGAAAGUCGGAUCUGUUUCAGGGAGACCUUUACCCGGACACAGCCGGCUCCGAGCCGGCUCUCCUGGCUGAUGAAUGGAUCGCCGGGCAGGAUGCGCCGCCCCUGUUGGUCUCUCUGAGCGGUGGCUACUCGGCUCCUCCAUCCAAGCACCGAGACACCCUCCGAAGCAAACCCAAGCUUCCCUCGCAGGACUCUGGCACCGGGGCCGCCCCGCCCGGCAACGCGGCCGCGCCCACGUCUGGCUCUGCCGCCAAAGAGGCGGACGAAGAUGUGCCACAGCCCCGAGUAGCCACGCGGGAGACGGAUGGAAAUACCGAGAGGCCAAAGAGGGAGGACGAGUUGCUGAACGAGCUGUUGGCAGAAAUGAAGGCAUUGCGCGCUGUCGUCCUCGCUCAGAGCCAGAGAAUAGAGUUACUGGAAAGACAGCUGGCUCGAAUUGAGGACGGGGAUGUAUGAGCGUGGCAGAGAACCACUACAUUCGUAGGGCAUAGUUACUAAAUCCAGACCGUAGCCUUACUAGAAUCAACAGUACCGUGAGCUGUGUGAGUGGAAGAGUGUAGUGCAGGAUGCCGACUAGCUGUGGAUCUCAGUGGCUUACAACCAGGUCCACUAUUGUGAUGAAAACGAGACCACUCAUUAUUUCUGUGAAUGUUUUCCAGCCUCUGUGAUUGAGAAAGGGCGUCAUCUCCGUAAAGGUGAAUUCUGACAGUGAGAUAAUAUUUUGUUUUUCAUAUGAAGGAGUAUUGUAGCAGCUCUUUGGUGGCACAUAUAGUGCAGCUUUGAGCUUUGCAUUACCCACACUUAUAUUGCACAAAGUAUUGAUUACAAGCAUUGUGUUAAAGUUAAUGAAGGAUGACCUAUGAUAGCAAAGCAAAUGGGGACCUCCGACAUGAUUUUCUUCCUCUAAAGCACUCACAAAUAUAACCAUUAGGGCUAUUUAAUCAAGUAGUUGAAGCUGCUAAACUGUGAUGUCAUAUCAGGCCCCCAAUUGUUAUUCAUUGUGUGACUUAUGCUUUGUUUCACUGCUUCAUUAUAGGACGCCAUGUGUAAAUGUAACCGUAGAAAAAUAUUGUGGUACACAUACCAUGACCGUGAGAGUUGUGUGGCUGAUAGCUGACGGGAGUGUAGCUGAAUAGUUUAUGUGUAUCGUGAUUUUGUGUCGUCUUUGCAGUCGAUGAAAAGGUAGCACUUUUUUUCCCUUUUUUUAAACAUUUUUUUUACGCGUUAUCAGGAACGAGCUGCGGCUUUACAAAGAUUUCUGUAAUCUCACACGGCAUAGUAUUUGUCCACAUAAUCAUUAAGAGAUUAAAUACACAUAAAUUCUUGCCUCUUUCCUUAAGACUUGUGUAGAAAGGCCGCAGUAUCUUGUGCCCCCUAAAAUAAACUUGAUUUCGAGUUUAGUCGUCAGUUGUGCACGAGCUGUAAGCUAAAAUAAGAGUUAUUCUGUGGACAUGGCCGAAGUUAUGCUGUAUACAAUACAUGCAAAUAUGACCUAGCAUAAGUAACGGUGCAGUCUCAGAACAGCAUUUCAAAGAGGAAGUUUCUCUGAAAUGGAAAUCAUUUUUGCAUUUAUAUUGGUGUUAAAGAUGGCUCUUUUUUUCUUUUCUUUUUUUACUUUGGAUUUGUGUUUUUUGCCAUUUACGUUUAGAGACAUUUUUCUGUUACCUGUCGGUCGGUGAAUAUGUAACAAUGGUACAUUCCACUUCAAGCUUAUCCCUUUUAUUACUCGCUUUAUAUUUCUUUAUGCACUGACCUCCCAACACUAACUGUAAAUCCAGUAGCAGAUUAAAUGAGACUACAUUGUGAAAGCUUAAUAAACAUGCAUUCCUCCUUUUGUAUUAAAGGAAAUGUUCUGAUCAUGA